Messenger RNA from Labeo rohita (rohu), 3631 nucleotides. RefSeq names its product amyloid beta precursor protein binding family B member 2 (gene apbb2a). Gene Ontology annotation, molecular function: transcription factor binding; amyloid-beta binding. NCBI's taxonomy places the organism in Eukaryota, Metazoa, Chordata, Actinopteri, Cypriniformes, Cyprinidae. The record is from RefSeq and is a predicted model, not a curated record. Gene Ontology annotation, cellular component: cytoplasm; nucleus. Gene Ontology annotation, biological process: regulation of DNA-templated transcription.
UACUGUAAGCGGUACGGGCGGUGCGGAGAGGAGAGGUUUCGGAUUGCGGGCGUCUGGACUUUAAAAGCGGGCGUCACCUCGCGGCUCCGCAUCAGCAUCUUCAGGCGAGAGAACAGCCGAAGCAACCGAGCGCUGCCGGUGCUGCUGAUUAAUCAUUUGCAAUGAUGCUGCAGAAGCCUCCCCUCAGACGCAGCGCGUCGACCGUGGAAUCGACCAAUCACAGCGGCCCGCUGUUGACUCCGCCCACCUCGCUCAAUUUACGCUCCUCCCACAACCAGCAGCUGAGCUGCGACACCAUAAAGGAGGGCGUGGUCACCGUUUCCAAAGAAACGCACGGCUCCAAGAGUCGACAGAAAUACGCGCUGACCAACAUUCAAAAUGCGAUGGGUUUGAGCCAAAACCCCGCCUCUUUGACCCAAAGCCACACCUCCUCUGACCGAAAACCCGCCCCGACGAAAUCCGCCUCCUCUUCGUCUCUCUACUGCUCCUCACUCUCCUACUCCACCUCCAAUCCCAAACUGGCCAAAAAUGGCACCAACCUGCAGCUCAAAGAGGAGCAGCUGGACCUCAACAAGAACGACAAGAACCUCGUGAGGAGCAGCUGGGACUGGCUGGAGGGGAAGGACAACCAGAAGAACCCGACCAUCAGGAGGAGGACCAAGAGCUUUCUAGAAUACCAUCGAGAAGAGGAGACGCCGAGUAGCCUGGAUAAAGACACGCAGGCCGAGGAGAAACACCUCCUGCCUAAACUGGAGGCGCAGACGUGGGCUAAAGAGAACCACGUGGAGGUGCAUCUCACCCUUCCUCAGAACCACCUGCUCCUGCUGGCCAGCGAGGAAGAGGAGGAGGAGGAGGAGGAGAGUCCCAGCGAGACACUGGACAUUUCUGAACACGCGCUCCGGCCCAACAACGAGCGCGUGAGCCGCGUCAGAGACGGGCCGACGGAAAGCGCCGGGUCUCCGGGAAGAGCACGACUACAGAUGAGCCCGUUACGCCUGAAGCUGAGAGGAGACAAACCCGAGGAGUCGCCCGAACGCCCGAUCAGACCUGAGAAACAGGUGGAAGAGGAGGAGGAGGAGGAUUCCAGCUGGACGACGCUGUCACAGGAGAGCCCGUCUGUGGAGACGCCUCAGGAGACAGGUGUUUGGGAAGAGCCUCCUCAGGUUCAGGACGUGUCACAGGAGUUUUUUUGGCGCAUUUCAGCCGAUUCCACUCCUCGAGAUCAGCCUGUGGCUGGCGACGCCCACUCUGACCAGGAGGCGGAGCCGAGGGCGAAGGGGGCGUGUCUUCCUGUGCCCUGCACUAAAGCACAGAGUGAGCGGCCCAGCAGUAUCGUGUCGGACAGCUCCGUUGAACCCGUACCUUCGUCAGCAGCCUCUUCACCCUCCUCUUCCUCACUGUGCUAUGAGGCGAUGGGACGCGCCGCCGGUUUCCUCAACAACAACUACCUGGACCCGACGGAGCGUGCGAGUCCCGGGAGAGAGAGACGGCGAGAGCGAGAGCGACUGGAGGAGCGCGAGAGAGACCGACAGAUGAACAGAGCGAGUUUGGGAGCUCACGGCGGCCCGUACAGCUUCAUCAACCACAGAGCUAAAGUCCCAUCAGCCCCUGCAGACACCAUCAUCCCCAUCAACGACCUGGAGACGCAGGUGUUUCCGGUCCAUUAUCUGGGCUGGAUGGAGGUGCGGGAUGCGGAUGUGAUGUCUGGGAGGAGCGGCGCGGUGGUGAGCGACUGCAUCCAGCAGCUGCAUCAGCGCAGAGAGACGGAGAGACCGAGGACACAAAUGAUGCUGCUGGUGCUACAGGACGUCACUCUCACACUCGUCGACCCGACUGACCACACCCUCCUGCACUCUCAGCCAAUCAGCUGCAUCCACGUAUGGGGAGUGGGGCGGGGCCACAGCAGGGAUUUUGCGUAUGUGGCCCGUGACAAGAACACGCGUGUGUUGAAAUGCCACGUGUUUCAAUGUGACAGUCCUGCGGAAAGCGUCGCCAGCAGCCUGAAGCAGAUCUGCUCGAAGAUUAUGGCCGAACGCAGGAGCGUCGGUCCCGUCGCAGGCUCCUCUUCUCAGUUCAGCUCUGAUGUUCCUCUGAGAGUAGAGUUUCCAACACCAAAGACUGACCUACAACACAGUUUCCAUGUGCUUUACCUGGGAAUGACGUCAGUACUGCGACCUAUAGGAAUGGACAUGAUAAAUGGAGCGAUAGACAGUCUGAUGUCGUCCGCAGGGAAAGAGGACUGGACCCCCGUCCUGCUCAAUGUCGCUGACGCCACAAUUACUGUCAUCAAAGAAAAGGAAGAGGAGGAGGAAGUCAUGGUGGAGUGUCGCGUGCGCUUCCUGUCUUUCAUGGGCGUGGGACGAGACAUCCACACGUUUGCGUUCAUCAUGGACACGGGAAACCAGCACUUCCAGUGUCACGUGUUCUGGUGCGAACCCAACGCGGGAACCGUGUCGGAGGCCGUGCAGUCGGCCUGUGUGUUGCGGUAUCAGAAGUGUCUGGGGAAGACCGGCUCCUCAUCUCCGGCCCCUGCCGACUCCGUCACCCGCCGCGUAACGUCCAGCGUCAAGCGCGGCGUCCAAUCAAUUAUAGACACUCUGAAAAAGAAGCCCGCCCCCGAGGUUCCCCACCAAUGACGGAACAGAACGGCUGUGACGGACAGCAGGUGUGCGUGUGUGUAUUUACUGAUGCAAACGAGAAGAGAAACAGGCCAACAUAACAAAAAAAGACAAGCGAGAUGAAUGAGAUGACGUCGGCGCGUGUAACCGCGCUGAAUGAAGCAUGCGUCUGCCUUACACUAACACAUUCUCACCGAAGCAUUUCGAGAGCGUCAGAGUUCAUGUGGCACCGAUCCCGUCACGCUCAGAUCAAUGUAAGUCUUCACACGCGUGACCUGGAUUCAAGCCUCGGUGCGUUUCAUUUCAAACCGCCCGCUCAUUCACACGCUCGGGAAAUUGGAUCCUUUGAAAAUUUAGCUCUUUCCCCAAGAAAUUUAGAGUGAAUUUUCUGCUCUUGGAAAGUGUGUAAAAUGUCAGAGAUACACAGCCUGGCUGAUCUAUCAUCAUGAUGUUCAGUGGGAAUAUCGUAAUACAUCAGAGUCUGUCUGUAACAUCUGCUCGGUCUGAUACUGUAAUCAAGAGCGCAACGGGGAUUUUCUGUUCGCACAAACACGCUCACACACUCCUUUAGUUCAACACUGCGGCCUGAAAAAGUCCCUGCGCAAGUACGCAAACACAGACGUGAACGCUUGGCAAAUGUCCGCUGCUUUUGUACAAACUCAGUGUUCCUGUGGUGAAGGACCUCAGUAUUCAAAAGAAGCUCAUUCAAAUGUAUAAAUGACUUUAAACCAGAUGUGUUUUAUUCACAUAUCCAGCUAAAGAUGUCACUUAGUCAACAUUAACCCUGAAAAGCCAUGAAAUAUAAUUUUUUUAAAAAUGAAAGUUUAUUGAAUCUUUAGAUAAAAUAUAAACGUGCAUAUGUAGUUUUGUUAAGUAUUAUAUUUGAUCCAUCAGGCUGUUAUGGCUCAUACAGUCUGAGAAUAUGGAGGAAAAACAACAGUUUUAUUCAAAGACUCAUUUAUAUGAUGAAAUGCAGAUGCUUGUAGAGCAGUAGAGCAGAUACUGACAUAAAA